Molecule: messenger RNA, 1719 nt
Organism: Penicillium waksmanii
Lineage: Eukaryota; Fungi; Ascomycota; Eurotiomycetes; Eurotiales; Aspergillaceae
Product: bifunctional fumarylacetoacetate hydrolase/alpha/beta hydrolase family protein
Exons: 2
Coding region: 1-1719 (572 amino acids)
Molecular function (GO): acetylpyruvate hydrolase activity
Source: RefSeq, a predicted model, not a curated record
AUGACAGUCAACGGCGUGAAUACGCUCACCAACUAUGUGGCAUACUCGGAGCCCAACAGCGGCCCGAGAAUUGGCCAUCUCGACUUCGAGACCUCGACUAUCACCCCUCUUUCCUUCAAGUCUGGCACCCCAUUGACAGAUCUUUAUCAAGUGAUCGCGGCCGGCGAACACGGAAUCACGGCAUUCGGCGCGCAAUCUUUCCCUCUUUCUAGCGUCAAGCACCUCCCUCCAAUUUCAGGUCGGGACGUGCUUGCUGUUGGGAAGAACUACGUCGAACAUGCCCGUGAAUUCAACUCCUCUGGUUAUGAUGCCAGUGAUAAGACCGACCAGCCUACGCACCCGGUGAUCUUCACAAAGCGUGCGACUUCCAUAAUCGGCCCCGAAGACCUUGUUCUGCUGCAUCCAAACUUUACCAGCACACCCGACUACGAGGGUGAGAUCGGCAAUGCUUUGGACUACGUCUGGGGCUAUACCAUAAUCAACGAUAUGACUGCACGCGAGCGCCAACGUGACCACAAGCAAUUUUUCCUGGGCAAAUCCCCUGAUACGUUCUGUCCAAUUGGACCCGUUGCUGUCCCCAAGGAAAGCCUUCCAGAGAACCUGAAGAUCCAGACCUUCGUCAACAAGGAGAAGCGCCAAGAGGCCACACUUCACGAUCUGAUAUUCAACGUUCCUCACCUGAUUGCGACUAUCAGCGCUGGCCAAACACUACAAGCCGGCGACGUUAUCGCCACUGGUACCCCUGCCGGUGUCGGGUUCGGUUUCAGGCCCAUGAAGUUCUUGCAGCCCGGAGAUGAAAUCAGUGUCUCCGUGACAGGACUAGGAACCCUGAGAAAUCAGGUUGCUGCUCCUGACGCAGUCAACACCACCUCCGAGCGCGCCCAGUCCCACAUUCCCAUCGCUAAUGAAAAGGCGCCCUCCAAUGCGGGAUUGACAAAUGUCAACGGCAAGAAGCUCUUUUACCAACGGCUGGGUGUUGAAACAGGUCCGCCAGUCUUCUUAAUUCAUGGACUGGGUGGAUCCACAAGUUACUUCUACCCCCUUGUUGCGAAGCUUCAGUCCACACAUUCCUUGCAUCUUAUGGAUCUAGAAGGACAUGGCCUUUCUCCAACAUCGGCACUCAGCACCCUUUCCAUCGCCUCUUUUGCAGACGAUUUCUACCAGCUCUCCAAAGUGGCUGGUGUGAACGAGGGCGUUACCGUGAUAGCCCACUCAAUGGGCUCUCUUGUCGCUUUCAAGCUUGCUCUGGAACAUCCUGACCUUGUGUCCAAACUGAUCCUAAUGGGUCCCCCACCGAGCCCAUUGCCGGAAGCAGGCAGCCAAGGAUCUUAUACCCGAGCCGCCCUUGUUCGAAAGCAGGGAAUGUUGGCGGUUGUUGAUGCAAUCACACAAGCUGGAACUUCGGUCUUCGUUCAGCAGAACAACCCGCUGGCUAUUGCCGCGGUGCGCACUUCUCUUCUCAGUCAAGAUGCCGAAGGAUAUGCCAAGGCAUGCGCGGCACUUGCUGGAUCUGCUGUCGAAUCACUGGACGUUAAGAGUCUGCGUAUUCCAGUUUCCUUUGUUACGGGCGAGGAGGACAAGGUCAGCCCUCCGGCUCUCUGUCAGAAGUACUCCGAGGCAACAGGAGGUGGAAAUGUUCAGGUUCUCAAGGAUGUGGGGCAUUGGCAUUUGUUUGAAGAUGUUGAUAGAACUGUGCAGGCCGUUCUGGCGCAGAUUUGA